Messenger RNA from Eriocheir sinensis (Chinese mitten crab), 7095 nucleotides. RefSeq lists its product as uncharacterized. Bases 95 to 5710 code for a protein of 1871 amino acids. Gene Ontology annotation, molecular function: G protein-coupled receptor activity. Gene Ontology annotation, cellular component: membrane. The record is from RefSeq and is a predicted model, not a curated record. The transcript is spliced from 24 exons. Lineage: Eukaryota; Metazoa; Arthropoda; Malacostraca; Decapoda; Varunidae.
AUGUGUUUUUUACGUAUAACAUCACUCUGAAGGUGCGAUAUUCAACACUAAACACCAAUGCAAUAUUUUUCUUCCCUCUGUUGUGCCAAGAAAGAUGGACGGCGGCAAGUUUACGUAUAUGAAACAAAACCAUGUGACCGAAAAUGCUACAAACCCCCACCACUACUGCAGGGCGUGGGUGCUGGCAUGUGUCGUGCUGUGCGUGUGUGUGGUGGGGGCGUGGGCUGGUGGUGGUGAUGGAGGGGGCGGAGGAGGAGCAGGGGGGGCGGCGUGCACUCCCUGUAACAGCACGGUGGAAGUGGACAACCUCACGCUGCCCUACGUGGGGUUCGUCUGCUUGAAGGGCGAGGCUUUGCACCACGCCCCCUUCACCUGCCUAGUCUCCUUCCGCGGCGCCUUCAACGUCACCUUCUACUUCCAUCACAUCCCGUCCUCCCUGGUGGCGGUGGAGUUGAGGAGCACCUACCUGGACUACGAUCUCGAGUACGGGGAGAGGGAAGUGUCCAUCGCCGUCCAGGAAUACAGAAACUUCUACGAGGAGGUGUACCACUUUCUCGACCUCAAAAUGACCACGCUCCCGGCCCACCCCCACCGCCCGCCCCGCCCCCAUGCCCUCAGCGCCCUGUACCCUGCCACGGACGGGGUUUUCCGCGGCAGCAUCAACUUGACGUACGUGUUGCAGCAUCUCUGGGCGCAGGAGGAGGUGGUGGGGGGCCUCGAGUACUCCCACCCCGAGGACUGCAACUACAAUGGCGUCCCGGUGCUGCAGAGGCGAGGACCGAGGAGGUACGAAUUUGAGUGUCGCUGCGGCCUCAACGCCUCGGGGGAACACUGCCACCUGGGCGGACCGUGUGUCGGCCGCGCGCCCUGCAACCGACGGGGCUUCUGCAGGUACCUCGCCGGGGAGAGCAUUUGUGCCUGCGACGAAGGUUACCGCGGGGUGAACUGUCGCCAGCACUACACGUCUAUCCCCUCCCAGGACGCAACGUGUGAAGGUCUGCUGGAGUGCCACCACCAGUGCCACCUUCAGGUCUUCGCCCACGAGAACGUGACAAUGUGCUCGUGUCGCGCUGGGUACCGCCUCCUCAACAAGACCCACUGCGUGCCCCUGGAUGAGUGGGACGUGGCGCUGGUGCUGGAGAUGGCGGAGAGCGGUGAUGAUGACGGCGAUGUGGAGAAAGGGCGUGCGGUGGGCGGCGAGGCGGCAGAGAAGGGUUACAAAGAGGACGCUAAAGUGAAGGCUCUGAAGGUGCUGGACGCUAACGGAGCCUCGGCCUUCGCCAGGAAGCUUAUUGUUACUGCCAGCUCCCGGCGAGUGGAUGUCUUGGUGAAGGUGAGCGGGGCGGCCCUGGCUCGGCAGCUCGCGAACACAACCACCUGGCGGCGCUUCUUCCAGGCCGCCGUUAGCUCAGUCUCCACCGUGGCGCCCCAGCUCUCCGUGGAGCCAGUGGGCGCGCAGUGGGUGGACGCCGGCGACUUUCUAGUGCUGAGGUGUUCUGUUUACGGCGGGUCACACCUCCGUUUCACCUGGUACAAGAACGGGGACCAGGUGUUCGACCAUAACGUGACCAACUGCUCCUACAAGUUCCGCUCCCGGCAAGUUCACGUCAUCACCCACCGCGGCGCCAUGGACUACUCCUGCGUGGACGAGCUGUGGCUGGCGGGGGCACGGCAGGAGGAGGACGGCGGCACCUACCUUUGCAGAGUGGAGGACAGGGGCUACCGGACGACGAGGGAGGUGGCGGUGGGGUACGGUGACGCCCUGGCCCUCCUGCUGAAGCCCCGCGUCACCACCGUGCAUUGGGGCGAGAACGUGACGCUGAACUGCCUGACGAAGAACCGGGAGUGGAUGCAGCCCGAACAUUACCUCGUGGAGUUGAGCGCCGAGCCCCCCGACGCCUUCACCUUCACCAGCCACGCCGCGCUCCCCCGCACAGGAGGCUCCAUCACCCUCUACGGCGUCACGGAGCCCGUGCAUGUGCGGUGCGUGAUACGGGAGAGCGAGGGCAUGGUGUGGGACGCAGGGCGGGGCACGCGGGACUUGGAGGAGGCCAGCUUAGAGGGGUGGGUGUACGUGGUCACCCCCGCUACGCCCACCUGUUCCCCGGAGCAGACCCACGGCGUCACCUGGCCACGCACGCUGUUGGGGGUGGUGGCCCAGGAGCAGUGCCCUGAGGGGUUCGAGGGGGAAGGGGCCACACGCGCCUGCUCCCCCGCCACACACCCGUCCCCUGUCACCUCCCCCGUCCCCUCGCCCAUCCCCUCCCGCUUCCCCUCCCUCUCCCCCCUCCCCUCCCGCUUCCCCUCCCUCUCUCCCUUCCCCUCCCCCUCCCCCUCCCCCAGCCACGCCAUCUGGUUCACCCCGGACUUCUCGGCUUGUGUGCGCCCUCAGCUGUCACGCCUCAUGACGCAACUAUCCCUGUACAAGCGGGGCUACAACGCACCGCCUGAGGGCCUCCGAGGGGUGGCCAAGAACCUGCUGGGGCUGCUGCAGGAGGGGGUGCUGCGUCCCCCACUGCUGCCGGGAGAGGGGGCGUCCUUACUGAGGCUCCUGGACCUGCUGGAAGAAGGAACGAGGAGGCAGCAGGAGGAGCAGGAGCAGGAGGAAAAAUACAAGGAGGGACUAUUGGAGAAGGAGCAGAAGCAGGCGAAACUGGAGAGACAGAAGCAGAGGCAGAAGAAUCGCGUCCCCUUCGGCGCCUUCCUCAGAGUCCUGCAGGUGUUGGUGGGCGGCCGGGAUGUGCUCAGGAGGCAGGACGUGGGCGAGCUGCUGCUGCUGGCGCGGCGGAGCAUAAGGGCUGCCGCGGAGGCCCGAGAGGACAGGGAGGUGCGGAUGGCGGACCUGGUAGGGAGAGUGGCCCCAGUUUCGCGCCGUUCAGCCUCAGGGGGCAAAGACACGGCCUUCCUGACGAUGGAGGACAGGGAGCAUGCAUCAGCGGUCGAGAAUAGGUCAGUGUUGGUCAGUGUGUCUGUGAGCGUAGAGACCAGAAGAUACGCCUUAACAGAAGACGAAGAGGAGAGAAAACGGGAGGAUGGGGAGAAGGACGAGGAGGAGGAGGCGGCGAGGAAGAGGGAGGCGGUGAAGAAGGAGGAAGAAGAGGGGGAGGUGGUGGGCGUGAGUGUGGGCGUGUUGGUGUACCCUCACGUGAACAAACUCUUCCCGCAGCCACCAGAGAGAGCCAUCAUUAGGACGCAUUACCAGGUGGAGUGGGCAGUGGCGUCCCCAUGGGUGGAGGUCGUGGCGGUGGGAGAACCUGUGGGCGGCGCUGCGUCCACCCACACACCCACAAACACGACCCCGUCCCCCGGCAACACAGAACCCGACUUUACUGUUCUCUCACAACUCAGGUUUUCCUCCUCCUCAUCCCUUUCCUCCUCAUCGUCCUCUUCCUCAUUGCCUCUCUCUUCCUUUCCCCCGUUAUCAGUCUCGGCCUCGUCCUCUCCCUCCUUCGCGUCCGCCCCUCCUGAUCCAAGCUGCGACGUAAGACCUACUGGCGAAGAAGAGGAAGAAGAGGAGAAGGAGGAGGAGGAGGAGGAGGAUAGCGAGAUGCGGCUUACCUGCGCACGGCUACGGUUCAACGCCACAGGUAUGGUCGAAUUGUACCCCGAGAUGUGCUGUCCAGUGAUGAAGGGCGCGUCGGGGGAGCGUGUGUGUAUCUGCCGAGGCGAGGGUCUGUUCGGGCUGCUCUUCGUGUCCACCAAACCCACCAGGAUCCGUCAGAGACAGGAAGGGAGUGAGGACAAGAACACAACACAAAGAGAAAACAAAGAUAACGAGAAGUAUGGUGGAGUUACGGAGGAAGAAGAAGGGAAGGACACGGACACCUCAACGAAAAAGAAGGAUAAAGAUGGCGAAGAGGAACAGUACGAGGAGGAGAUGGCCGAGUCGAGGCGCAGCUUGAUGGCGGUGUUUGCGGUGUGUGUUGUGGCGGCGGUGGUAUCCGGGAUGUGCGUCGUGGUGCUGGUCCCCGAUGCCUAUCUCUCCCUCGUGCAGCUCCGUCUCCUGAAGUGCGUGGCCGUCACCGCUCUCAACCUGUCCCUCGCCGCCUUCACUCUCUCCCCGCACCUGCAGUUCGUGAGAGAUGGCGCAGUGGUGGUAGGCGGCUUCAGUCUGGUGCUGUGCAUGGGCGUGGGCGUGAGUCAGCAGCUGGCCCUUCACCAACACCUCGCCGUCACCACGCAGGCCACGCCCAUCGCCGCCCUCACCGCCCACACUGUCACCCUCAUCCUGGCCGGAUUCUCAGCCAUGGUGGGGUUGUCGGCGUGGGCAGUGCAGCCUCGCCUCCCCGCCGCUCUACGCCCCACCAGCGCCCCCUCGUGGCUGGUGGUGGGCGGGGAGUGGGUGUCGGCGGUGGUGGUGGGCGGCGGCGCGGGCGUGGUCACGUGGGUGUGGGUGUUGCUUGCUGCUCACAACCUGCGGAAGCUGUCGCUGAUACGGGAAGCGACGCCUCAGCACCGGAGCGUCGCCAUGGUGGGCGGGCGGGUGGCUCAGCUGACGGGGAUGUUGACGCUGGAGUGGAUCGUCUUCGCCAGCAGCCUCAGCCUCCACCACACCCUCGGCCGGGCCCUCUUUUGCACCGCCACCCUCACCCAGAGCUUGGCCAGCGUGGUGCUAUACUGGGGCAGUGGCGGCGGCGGCGACGACGGCGUGUGCUUGUGCCUGCGCCGCCCCCCAACCGCCUCAAACCCUCGCCCCGACGUGCCCCUGAACGACGGCGGCGGCGGCGGCGAGAGCCAGGGCUGCAUGGGCGGCCUGAUGGCGUGCAGCCUGCCUCAAUCCAAAACCUACAUUGCAAGGGACGACAACUCCCGGAAAGACUACGCUUUCGAGUUCCGUGGGCGUGGCGGGUCGCUGUGGUCCCAGACUACAAGCACGGUGGUGGGAGUGGAGCCCUCAGACCUGCUGCCCUCUCCCACACACUCUGCGCUCCAGGGCCGCCGCGAGCUGCCGUUGUAUGCCCGAGGCGCCGGCUCGGUGCCUUCUGGUGCUCGGAGGCCAAGGAACCUUUUCCUAAGAGGCACUAAUUUCUUGUGCGGGGAGGACGUGACAAGCCCAGUUGACCCCAGCCUCUCGGAGCUAUCCCUCGACAUGGACGUGCGGGGGGCGGGGCGGCGUCAGGGACUGUGCUUCAGCUUCCACCAGCCCGUCAUCCACGAGGUGGCGCCCCGCCCCAGGCCCUCCGAUGACAAAUACUUGGACAUGUCUAUCCGCGAGUAUAUGAACGUGCUACCUGUGUCGUCCGAAACCCGAGGUCGCAUUACACUGAGCAACGCCAAGCCCUUGGAAGACAAGGAGGCAAGGAGCAGCAGCAGCAGCAGCAGCUAUCUGCCCAUGGCAGGUGUGAAGAAAGGACCGGGCAAAGCAGACGCAACAAUCAUAUGUGUGAGUGUCGAGGGGUCAGAGGUCAAGGCUGCGGGUCCAGUGAAUGAUGAUGCAAGAGCCUUCAUUUUGCCUUCAGGGAUCGGCCAGCACCUCCAUAUUGCCCCAGAUGACGGGCACCCCGCGCCCUGCUCCAGCACUGUCUCGGAGGACUCUAAAAAUGACGUCGUCAAAGACACUAUCGAGGAUGGCGCAUCGGCCACCAAGUUAGAAGACGAUGAAGGCAUAAAGACGGGGUGUGAAGAGAACGACGAGGCGGGAAGGACGUCGACACGAUGUUCCGACGCGCGGCCACGAGGAGACGACGGGUCGUCCGCGCGCCCUGAGUGACUCAUGACAUUGUGCUCUUCCCUACCACCCGUGACCAAUGAUUCCCUCCUCCUCCCUUGUGUCGCAUGGUUUUUCUCCUCUCCCCUGUGUCCCGUGGCUUCCUAUGUCCCUCCAGUGCUUCAUGGCUCCCCCAUUUUUGUUUCUCUUCUCCCGUGGUUUCAUUGGUGUGCCUCCUUACCAGUACCUCAUGUGUUCAAUAGUUCCCUUGACCCCAUGGUACAGUAUUAUAGUUCCCGUUUCUGUCCUUCCUCCCUGACCUCCUCCUCCAGGGGCCAGCAUGGGUAAGGGCAAGUCACGGCACAGGGGUGUUUAUCCGUGCAGGUUCGCAGCACCCCAGUUGUUGCUCAAUAUUCCUUCUGCUGACAUCAGCGCAGUUAUAUUCGCUUGCCUCAGCUCGUAUGGCAGAAGACUCCCCUCCUACUCUCUUUUUUUUCCUCUCAUUUCUGCGUGUGAGCGAAACAGGGAGUUCAUUCCUCAUUCAGUCGGUGAAUGUUUUUCCUGAUGUGUUGUGGCCGCCCCUCACUCCCCUCACAAACCUGACCCCACCCGUGCCACCUGUUGGAAAUGUUCUUUCCUCCACCUGUCUGGGAGCUGCACCGGAAAGUGGGUAUGUGACUUGUGUAUGCGUGGGCGUGGACAUGAAGACAUUCUAAACUGCCUGCUGGGGACCGCCAGCCUGUCUUCGCGCAUCCUCGUAUUUCAUGUAUCAGAUGUCAAGGAAACGUGGAAUGGUGGUAAGGAAUAACUUUGAAUAAAAAUCCUUCUGAUUUCUUACGAGAUGAACCGAUACCAAGCACAACAGGAUCGCACAAUAGAUAUUUUCCUGCACUUCCUGACUUUCUAUCUGCUCGGUGGCUCUGUAAGUGAUGGAUCUGUAUCCACCCGCAUGGCACGACGAUAGUUUUCGAAACGCUUUCAGCAGAUGGCGGUGAUGACGCAUCUGUGGGAGGGCUCCGAGAGGUUAAUGACGCGAAGCAGAGUGUUGAUUAUGAUUAGAUCAAUCUGUUGAACAUUACUGACGAUGCGUUGCUCCUGAUAACCUUGAGCACGUUUUCCAGCAAGAACUUUGCAAUGUAUAAAGUGAAACCCCAUAAGAAAGUAAAGGUAGCCAAACAUUCUAUUCAGAUUAUUUAUUUUACUUUAGAUACAUCAGUAACUUAGGUGUUAUGUUUAUGACUGAUUAUAUAAAAGUUCUGGUGUAACGCAAAAAGGAUCAGGUUGGGACUGAGGAUAAUGUGUCGAUGUAAUGCUGUACGUCGUAAUGAAUGGUGUAAGGUAUGUUCAUUGUGCGAUACAAAGUGUUCAUCGGGAUGUUUUAAAACAAAAAAGUAGCUGCUAGUGUGGAUCAUGGUUGUGUUGGUUGAAUAAAUACUGUUAAUGUUCAA